Molecule: messenger RNA, 363 nt
Organism: Trypanosoma brucei brucei TREU927
Lineage: Eukaryota; Euglenozoa; Kinetoplastea; Trypanosomatida; Trypanosomatidae
Exons: 1
Coding region: 1-363 (120 amino acids)
Source: RefSeq, a predicted model, not a curated record
AUGAGCGAGGAGGUGCAGCGACGGUCAAGUGCCAUCCCCACGUCUCAGGGUAUUGCUAACGCAGUUCCGGUACCAAAGAAGAACCCAUAUCUUCUUCGUAUCGCAACAUGCUAUGCCCAUAUUCCCAUGGGAUUCCGUGAGUUUGUACUUGCCGGGCCACUGCUAUUACUUGCUUUAGGCAUUGCGUACUUUGCUCCGACAUUGGCGCCAAUGGACAAAUUGACACAAGGUUUGCAACCAAAUACAGCACCCAUGUCAUCUUACAGAUUAGAGCCUAUACAUAACGAAAAGGGUGAGCUGAAGGGGUAUCGUCGCAUUUUCAUAAAGCAGGACAAAGAGGCUAAGACUUCGCACGAAUCUUAG